ACUCAAUGUGUGUCAAAAGUAGAGCUCUCCAUCUCGUGCAGCAAUCUCCUCAACGAAGACGCCGGAUCCAAGUCUGACCCACUCUGCGUGCUGCUGCAGAGCAUCGGGAAUGACAAGUGGACCAAGGUAGGGAGAAAGAAAGCAAACUAAUUGAAACAUCUAAUAAUUGGCAAUGAAUAUAAUUAAAUGGCCUAUGGUUUGUUCAUGAAGAUGCUUUCUGGUUCACUAUACAGUUGGACCGCACGGAGAGGGUGAAGAACUGCCAGGAUCCUGAGUUCUCCUAGAAGCUGCUCCUGGCCUACCACUUUGAGAAAGUGCGGAAGUUGAAGCGGGGUGUCUAUGACAUAGACAACAAGUCUGUCGAUCUGAACGAUGAUGACUUCCUGGGGGGUUUUGAGUGCACACUGGGACAGGUUAGGAUAUAAGAAUGUGUGGACCAAUUAGUCUCGCAUCAUUGUGUACAUGCAUUGAUACAAUGGGGGUGUGCCUCCAAUGAACAACCAUUUGCCUUUCAGAUUGUGUCCAGCAAGAAGCUUACCAGACCUCUACAACUGAAGAAGGGGAAGCCUGCAGGCAAAGGCACCAUUACUGUAAGUAAUGUAAGUGGCUGUGUAAAUGUAAAAUGGUCCCACUUAUGUAAAUGUUGUGAUAACAAGCAUAAGGCUAAUGCAAACAGUUUCUUGAGAUGAUCACAUGAAUUCCCUAAUUUGUGUGUGUGUGUUAAAGAUUACUGCUGAGGAGAUCAAAGAUAACAGGGCCAUAGUGCUGGAGGUGGAGGCUAAAGGCCUGGAUAAGAAGGUACAAUAAAGAGACUUCUCAGUGCUUUGUUUUUUCUAAUGGAAUGUGUUUUACAUUAUUAAGGAGUAACAAACCGUUUUCUAAAUUCUUUCCAACACAUUAUUAAUUCCCCAGUGCUCAUAAUUGUGUGUCUCUCUUGCAGGACUUGUUUGGGAAAUCUGAUCCAUUCCUAGAGUUCUUUAAGCAAGAAGAUGGUGGCAGCUGGUUCACAGAACAGAGGUACUUAUCACAAUAUUUGUUUGUCUUAAGAACCCGAUGUCGACCGUUGACUGGGUGUGUCGAAAGGAAUAAGGGUGUAGAAAGAAUGCAGGCGUAUCGAAUGCGCACAUGUAAUUGGUCUGACUUUCUGUCAGUUCUUGCCAGCGAGUGCAGAGAUUUGUGGAGACCAGGCUGUAGAGAGAAAGGCGCAUCGAAAUAAAGUUGGGGAAACUCAGAAUUAACGUGUGGUAAAAUCACUCAUACUGUGGAAAAACGCGAAUGUAAAUUAGGGCUGACCCCAAUUAGUCGAUUGUUUGGUCGUUAGGCUGUUGGUCGUCCGAGAUUCUUUUAGUCGAGCAGUUACAUAUAUUUGCACCAAUUUCAGUGAACUAAUCCAUUGCGGAGGCCUAGACUAAAAGACAAUUUAUGCUUGAUUAGAAAAUGUGGACGCAAUUACGGAGCCUCCAGAGGCAUGCAGAGGCCAAAUCGAGCUCUGUACUGCAUCACCAUGCGCCUCCAAAAUGUUGUUGACAUGAUUGGUUGACGGUAGAUGGGGGCGGUACAUCCUGUAUAAACACAAACUCACUUCCUUGACAAAAGCUCUGCACUGCUCCGCGAAGCACAAGAAGUAUGAAUGCCCUGACUUCUGCUGAGGCCAUUCUUCUGCUGAGGCCAAUGCAGAUGUCGGAUUGACCAUGCGCCCAGAUGCACAAUGCACUUCUCUCUCCAGAAUGCGCGUUCUCCUGCCAAUUUGUGCACAUUCAUUGUUUCAUAACUUAAUUGUGUGAAUCUUUUGCAUUUGAUUGUUAGUGUAUAUCAAUUCCCCAUUACCUAUAUCACCAGUAGUACAUUUACCGUUAAUGUAUAUCAUUUCUAAUCUGCAAUCUUUGUUACUUUGGUUAUGGUCAUUUCAUUUAAUGCAUUUAAUAUUAUUAUUACAGUCUUCCUGUUCUCAUUGUUGGAGUGGACACUUGUGAGAAACAAGUUUUAGUUUAUUUCAUUCCAUUUACAAUUUCUGUCAUUGUCUUUUGUUUGGAGCGCUCCUGUCAAUGUUGAGUAAGGACGCGCACACAUAGAAGUAAGCCUAUAGGCUACCUGGCCUGCGCGCAAAUGUAGGCAUAUUAAUGUGCCCAUUUGGGGAUCUGAUAGUAUUUCUGAUUGGCUUAACGCACCACCACCACAUAAUAAUAAUAAUAAUAAUAAUAAUAUGCCAUUUAGCAGACGCUUUUAUUCAAAGCGACUUACAGUCAUGUGUGCAUACAUUUAUACGUAUGGGUGGUCCCAGGGAUCGAACCCACUACCCUGGCAUUACAAGCGCCAUGCUCUACCAAUUGAGCUACAGAGGACCUGUGGAGCUUCUCAAAGUAAUGUUUUCUUCACCUCAAACAGCAAGCAAACAAAGUCUGUUUUUACAUCCAUUGAGAAUUACAAUAGUUCCUCAAUGUAUUUGAAAAAUCAUAAAAUAGGCUUCUUAUCGGUGCAUGACUUGGACUGAAAUAGGUUCUGGUACUCAUUUUGGGUGCUGGUACUGUUUAUAUUUAGGUGCAGGAGCUCCACAAUACUUUUGAGCUAAUAUUUUAUGAGAGGAACAGGAGCUCAAGCAGUAGAACAUUUGACGUGCCGCUACUCAGCUCCGGUGAGCUCCUGCCCAUGUCAAGCACUGCUUCUUAUCCCUUGCGCAAAUAGCCUGUCCCGAGCUCACUGGCGUGGGAAACUCUGAGGGACCAGAAUAUUUAAUACAAUGUUGCAAGUUCGCUAGUGCAAGCUUCAGGCCUGACCCAAGUUAAUAGUUGAUACAAAGUUUCAAGUUCAUAGGGGCGGCAGGUAGUUUAGUGGUUAAGAGCGUUGUGCCAGUAACCGAAAGGUCGCUGGUUCUAAUCCCAGAGCCGACUAGGUGAAAAAUCUGUCGAUGUGCCCUUGAGCAAGGCACUUAACCCUAAUUGCUCAUGUAAGUCGCUCUGGAUUACAUAGUUGGCAAUAUAAGUUACUUUUUAGGUUUAUCAUUUUAUUUUAGAUUUUGAUAUAAUUAUGAUUAUCCACAUGACAAUGAUUUUGAGAGAUGAAGAUGUUAUUAUAUAUUAAAUGAAACUGUUUCACAAAAAUGUGCAUAUGAAAUCCGUAACUGGCACACAGAUCGGUUGAAAUGUCCCAGCUAUGGAGGCACAAAUAACCUUACAACAUGUUAGCAAUACAAUUAGACAGACUAAGCAAAAAACACAUGCUCCAGCCCAUUGGGCAAUCUGAGAUCCCCGACUCCCAAACACAGAUUUCAAUGAAGUUGCAAGCGUCCACUCUGGCUGUGGGGAAUUGUUCUUAGCCACAGCAGCAAUGUAUUCGGCAAGAUCGGGAGCAUUAGAGUGCCGAUCUGGGACAAAAGUGCAACAUUCAUCUCCAAUUAUUGCACAAGCUUCCGAUUCAUCUCGAAUCGGAAGCCCCCAGGGAAGAAGGCGCCGGAACCUCUGGAUCCAGGGCGGCGAAGCUGUUUCUAUUCUGUGUCUGGUCCGGUCUUACUAUCACCAAGGAGGCCCCCCAUUGCCAGAGGUCGCUGCUUUCGACUUCCACGGCGAGUGACAUAUCUCCAUGGCUGGAUGGUAGGAUCGAUGUGCUUAGCUCUAUUGUUUCUUUUUAUCCAAAAAAAACUGCCUAGUUCUUGCCGAUGACAAGCAUACCCAUAACAUGAUGCAGGCACCACCAUGCUUGACAAUAUGAGGUGGUACUCAGUGAUGUGUUAGAUUUGCCACAAACAUAACGGUUUGUAUUCACGACAUAAAAUUCAUUUAAUUGCCACAUUUUUUGCGGUUUAGUGCCUUAUUUUAAACAGGAUGCAAUAUUUAUAUUCUCUACAGGCAUCCUUUUCACUAUGUCAUUUAAGUUAGUAUAGUGGAGUAAUUGCAAUGUUGUAGAUCCAUCCUCAGUUUUCUCCUAUCAUAGCCAUUACACUCUGUAACUAUUUUAAAGUCACCAAUGGCCUCAUGGUGAAAUUCCUGAGCGGUUUCCUUCCUCUCCGGCAACUGAGCUAGGAAGGACGCCUGUAUCUUUGUAGUGACUGGGUGUAUUGAUACACCAAUUACAAAGUGCAAUUAAUAACACCAUGUUCAAAGGGAUAUUCAAUGUCUGCUUUUCUUUUUAUCCAUCUACAAAUGGGUGCCCAGCGUUGGAAAACCCCUCUCGACUUUGUGGUUAAAUCUGUGUUUGAAAUUCUCUGCUCGACUGAGGGACCUUACAGAUAAUUGUAUGUGUGGGGUACAGAAAUGAGGUAGUCAUAAAACAUCAUGUUAAGCACUAUUAUUGCACACAGUGAGUCCAUGCCACUUAUUAAGAACAUUUUUACUCCUGAACUUAUUUAGGCUUGCCAUAACAAAGGGGUUGAAUAAUGUUUGACUCAAGACAUUUCAGCUUUUUUUUUUUCAGCUUUUUUAAUUAAUUUGUAAACAUUUCUAAAACUAUAUUUCCACUUUGACAUUAUGGGGUAUUGUGUGUAGCCAGUGACACAAAAUCUCAAUUUAAGCAAUUUAAAAUUCAGGCUGUAACACAACAAAAUGUGGGAAAAGUAACGAGUCACCGGCGGUCAUGAGUCAUGAUGGCAGUUAAAUUCCACGUGACCGUUUAGUCAUGGCAAUUAGGCUUUUCCAAGCUCUGAUGCUGCUGAUGGUCAUUAGUAGCCUACCAAACUUGCUAACUGCCUGGUACUCUGAGCUCUUGUCCCUCUAAUCACUCUGACAUCAAUGCAAAUGUAAUCGAAAAUCUAAUCAAACACUUAAUGAAAGCCCAUGAGCUCAUGUUGCGCAUCAUUUCUAUAGGCUAUGCAAUUGCGUGAGAAAACAGAGUGAUGGCUCCCGAGGGGCGCAGUGCUAGCUGUGCCACUAGAGAUCCUGUUUCGAAUCCAGACUCUGUCGUAGCCGGCCGCGACCGGGAGACCCAUGGGGCGGCGCACAAUUAGCCAGCGUCGUCCAGGGUAGGGGAGGGAAUGGCCGGCAGGGAUGUAGCUCAGUUGGUAGAGCAUGGCGUUUGCAAUGCCAUGGAAGGUGAACCUUCGCCCCAGUCUGAGGUCCUGAGCGCUCUGGAGCAGGUUUUCAUCAAGGAUCUUUUUGCUUUGUACUUUGCUCCAUUCAUCUUUCCCUCGAUCCUGACUAGUUUCCCAGUCCCUGCCGCUGAAAAACAUCCCCACAGCAUGAUGCUGCCACCACCAUGCUUCACCGUAUGGAUGGUGCCAGGUUUCCUCCAGACGUGACGCUUGGCAUUCAGGCCAAAGAAUUCAAUCUUGGUUUCAUCAGACCAGAGAAUCUUGUUUCUCAUUGUCUGAGAGUCCUUUAGGUGCCUUUUGGCAAACUCCAAGCGGGCUGUCAUGUGCCUUUUACUGAGGAGUGAUUUCCGUCUGGCCACUCUACCAUAAAGGCCUGAUUGGUGGAGUGCUGCAGAGAUGGUUGUCCUUCUGGAAGGUCCUCCCAUCUCCACAAAGGAACUCAGGAGCUCUGUCAGGUGACCAUCGAGUUCUUUGUCACCUCCCUGACUAAGGCCCUUCUCCCCCGAUUGCUCAGUUUGGCCGGGUGGCCAGCUCUAGGAAGAGUCUGUGGUUCCAAACUUCUUCCAUUUAAGAAUGAUGGAGGCCACUGUGUUCUUGGGGACCUUCAAUGCUGCAGAAAUGUUUUGAUACCCUUCCCCAGAUCUGUGCUUCGACACAAUUCCUUCAACCUCAUGGCUUGGUUUUUGCUCUGACAGGCACUGUCAACCGUGGGACCUUAUAUAGACAGGAAAGAGCCUUUCCAAAUCAUGUCCAAUCAAUUGAAUUUACCACAGGUGUACUCGAAGUUGUGGAAACAUCUCAAGGAUGAUCAAUGGAAACAGGAUGCACCUGAGCUAAAUUUCGAGUCUCAUAGCAAAGGGUCUGAAUACUUAUGUAAAAAGGUAUUUAAAUUUUUUUUUAAAAAAUAAUAUAAAUUUGCAAAAAUGUCUAAACCUGUUUUUGCUUUGUCAUUAUGGGGUAUUGUGUGUAGAUUGAUGAGAAAAAAAACUAUUUAAUCAAUUUUAGAAUAAGUCUUUAAUGUAACAAAAUAUGGAAAGAGUCAAGGGGUCUGAAUACUUUCUGAAUGCGCUGUAUAGCCCAACAUUUGUAUCACAACUAAAGUUACAUUAAUAACUCUAAAUUAAGCAUAUAGGAGUACCUGUUUCUUUGUUAACCACUCAACACAGAAUAGCCGCACGUGCGCAUUCCCUCAAAUUGUUUGGAGAAAAUAUCCUUUCUAUUUUAUUCAGCUUUGUUCAAUUGUAUUCUUCACACUAUAAAAUAAUAUCAAAUAAUGCCACGGAAUUCUAAGCAAAUCUUGUCUUCUAAAUGAACUAGUGUAGCCCACAGCCAUAUGGCAUAGCCAGAUCAGUUCCUAACAUAAGAACAACUCAGAGUAUGCUAUUCUGUUCUUCUGAAAUAGACUACAUUUUCUUCAUGUCAUGUUUCUUUAGACCUGUCUAAAAUAAAUAAUGGAUUUAUUGUGAUGGUGUAGUCUAUACUACAGUCGUGGUCAAAAGUUCUGAGAAUGACACAAGUAUUGGUCUUCAAAGUUUGCUGCUUCAGUGUUUUUAGAUAUUUUUGUCAGAUGUUACUAUGGUAUACUGAAGUAUAAUUACAAGCAUUCCAUAAGUGUCAAAGGCUUGUAUUGACAAUUACAUUAACUUUAUGCAAAGAGUCGAUAUUUGCAGUGUUUACCCUUCUUUUUCAAGACCUCUGCAAUCCGUCCUGGCAUGUUGUCAAUUAACUUCUGGGCCACAUCCUGACUGAUGGCAGCCCAUUCUUGCAUAAUCAAUGCUUGGAGUUUGUCAGAAUUUGUGGGUUUUUGUUUGUCCACCCGCCUCUUGAGGAUUGACCACAAGUUCUCAAUGGGAUUAAGGUAUUUUUUCUUUGUACUUUUGCCCCUUUUUCUCCCCAAUUUUGUGAUAUCCAAUUGGUAGUUAGUCUUGUCCCAUCGCUCCAACUCCCGUACGGACGACCCGGGAGAGGCAAAGGUCGAGAGCCAUGCGUCCUCCGAAACAAGACCCUGCCAAGAUGCACUGCUUCUUGACACACUGCUCACUUAACCCAGAAGCCAGCCGCACCAAUGUGUCGGAGCAAACACCGUACAACUGGCGAUCGAAGUCAGCUUGCAGGCGCCCGGCCCGCCACAAGGAGUCGCUAGAGCGUGAUGGGACAAGGAUAUCCCGGCCGGCCAAGCCUUCCCUAACCCGGACGACGCUGGGCCAAUUGUGCGCCGCCUCUUGGGUCUCCCGGUCACGGCCGGCUGUGACACAGCCUGGGAUCGAACCCGGGGCUGUAGUGACGCCUCAUGCACUGCGAUGCAGUGCCUUAGACCGCUGCACCACUCGGGAGGCCCCAAUAAUAGUGUUUAACAUGAUUUUAAUGACUACCUCAUCUCUGUACCCCACACAAUUAUCUGGAAUGUCCCUCAGUUGAGCAGUGAAUUUCAAACAGAUUAAACCUCAAAGACCAGGGAGGUUUUCCAAUGCCUCGCAAAGAAGGGCACCUAUUGGUAGAUGGGUAAAAAUGAAAAAAGCUGACAUUUGAGCAUGGUGAAGUUAUUAAUUACACUUUGGAUGGUGUAUCAAAACACCCAGUCACUACAAAGAUACAGGAGUUCUUCCUAACUCAGUUGCCGGAGAGGAAGGAAACUGCUCAGGGAUUUCACCACGAGGCCAAUGGCGACUUUAAAACAGUUACAGAGUUUAAUGGCUGUGAUAGGAGAACGGAGGAUGGACCAACAACAUUGUAGUUACUCCACAAUACUAACCUAAUUGACAGAGUGAAAAGAAUGCCUGUACAGAAUACAAAUAUUCCAAAACAUGCAUCCUGUUUGCAAUAAGGCACUAAAAUAAUACUGCAAAAAUGUGCCUUGGCAGCAGCUAAUGGGGAUCCAUAAUAAAUACAAAUACGAAUGUGUAUGCUUGUAGUCUUUAAGGACUGUGGAGUUUUUCAGGAUAAAGCGGAAUGGAGCUAAGCACAGGCAAAAUCCUAGAGGAAAACCUGGUUCAGUCUGCUUUCCACCAGACACUGGGAAAUGAAUUCAUCUUUCAGCAGGACAAUAACCUAAAACACAAGGCAAAAUCUACGCUGGAGUUACUUACCAAAACAGUGAAUGUAGGGCUGGGCGAUAUAUCGAAUUAUAAUUUGUUUUCGAUAUUCCAAAUGCCUGUAUUGCAGAAUCUAGUUUCUUUUUGUUUUUUUUGUUUUUAUGAGUUUACUGUAUGUCCGCUUGUUCUCAUGUUGUCUUUUUGGUCUCGUCUCGUUCGCUCCUUCUGUGCUGUGUACCCUCCCAUUUACACCAGAGAUCUGUAUAUAAUGACGAGAAGCUCAUGUCUCCGCCCUAACAAUGGGAGUCAUUGUCCCAAAGGUGGGAAGGCAGGCGACAAGCUUAGGUUCAAAAUAAGCGCAUAGAAAUGCAUUGGGCUUAUUUUGGACAGAUUUUGUCGAAAGUGAAACCUCUCGCUUCGCCUCUUUGUCCCAAGCCCUCUCCCUACCACUCACAACAACAAAGAUGAGAGAUCACUUCUUCCUCUCUGACAUAUGCAUUUGAGGUUUGGUCCAACAGAAUCUGUCAUAUGGACACCGAAACACAUGGAGACAUUAUUUUACUGUAAUAGAGGAGACGUUAACCUUUCGAACCAUACCCUGUUUAUGUUUCAACUCCUCAAAUUUCGAGCAGAGCAGACACUACUAAAACGGAUGUACCAAUGAACAUUCAUUCUGGAAAAUGAAUGCUCAAGUUUGUCGCGCGUGCAUUACGGUACCACAUAUUGCUAGCAGCAUUUUACUCAAAUAAAGAUUGUUAUACUAGCUAAGUGAAUGUUCCUGAGUGGCCGAGUUACAGUUUUGACUUAAAUCUACUUGUGAAUACUUUCUGAAGGCACUGUAUGUAGAAUAGGGUUGACCCCAUUUAGUCGACUGGUCGAUUGUUUGGUCGAUAGGCUGUCGGUCGACCGAGAUUUCUUUAGUCCAGCAGUCACCAUUUUUUUCAUGGUGCACAAGACACCUGUCUGAUUCGAGCCUGUCUCGGUGGACUUAUCCAUCCACGGGGAUGGCACAGUCCAUCACUCUACGACAUGUGAUACUGAAAUUGUAAAUGGUUAUUAUGUAAAAAUAAUGGCGCAACACUAAUAAAUCUAAUAUUAUUUUACAACAAAUGCGCUUACUCCCGCGAUGGAUACGAUCGCUGUCUGCGGUUCUGAAACAAUCUUCAGCGCGCCGUGGCAUUGGUGCCUUUCCCUAUGUUGCGAUGUGAAUAAUAGCAAAGUUAACCAGCAUAUUGGGAUUGAAAACAAUGCGGCGGAGGCAGCAGAGACGAGAUGGUUUGGGAUGAGUUGGACCACAGAGUGAAGGAAAAGCAGCCAAGAAGUGCUCAGCAUAUGUGGGAACUCCUUCAAGACUGUUGGAAAAGCAUUCCAGGUGAAGCUGGUUGAGAGAAUGCCAAGAGUGUGCAAAGCUGUCAUCAAGGCAAAGGGUGGCUACUUUGAAGAAUCUCAAAUAUAAGAUAUUUUGAUUUGUUUAACACUUGAUUCCAUAUGUGUUAUUUCAUCACGAUUAUUCUACAAUGUAGAAAUAGUAAAAAUAAAGAAAAACCCUUGAAUGAGUAGGAGUGUCCAAACUUUUGACUGGUAGUGUUUAUGGAAAAAUAAGUUUAAACAUUUCGACUAAUCAAUUGGUCGAAAGAACAGGACGACUCUCGGUCGACUAUGAUUUUUGUUGUUGGGGACAGCCCUAAUGUACAAACAUGAUACAAAUCAGACAUUUGCAGUAGAUGGGCUGCUCAACCGUUAUGAAAAUGGUCUCAGAAUGAACACGCAGUGGAAAGCAGAAGGAUUUGCUUUGUCUACCUCAUUGUGUUCAUUGCAAACUGAAUGAAAUCUAACAAACUGUUCUGUCCUCUUCAUUUCCCUCAGCAAUACUUUGUCCUGCUCAUCAUCACCAAUGGGGAGAUCACGGACGCCAUCGUCAAGGCCUCACGGCUGCCCAUGUCCAUCAUCAUCAUCGGAGUGGGCAAAGCCAACUUCAAGGCAAUGGAGCUGCUAGAUGGAGACGACGGCAUACUCAAGUCCCUGAGUGGCGAGCCCGUGGCCAGGGACAUUGUGCAGUUUGUGCCCCUCAGACAGUUCGCCAAUGUAUGUUUGUUAGUCUGCGGUUGUGUCAUUGUGCAGUGUGUUGUCAGUACCACUGAGAAGAUUCACGAUGGAACAUCACUUUACAUCAGUUUAGUCUGUAAUAGUAUCAGUGGGCAGUGAAGCACCAUUCCAUAACACUUCGGUGCGAUAUUGACAGAUUUUACAUACUUUUCUAUCUUGAGUUUGUUUUGUUGCCCUGCUGUUGGAGCUCUUCCCUUCACGGUGUCAUUCUGUCCUCUGAAGGCCCCUAAGGAAGCCCUCGCCCAGAGCGUCUUGGCUGAAGUGCCAAGUCAACUUGUGUCCUACUUCAAGAUGCUGAAACUAGAUCCAGUCAACGUUCCUGCCCUCAAGGCU
Coregonus sp. 'balchen' is the source of this 10491-nucleotide messenger RNA. NCBI's taxonomy places the organism in Eukaryota, Metazoa, Chordata, Actinopteri, Salmoniformes, Salmonidae. The record is from the annotation of a GenBank genome assembly.